AAACAUAACCCUAGCUUACGAGGCACUCCCCACCCAACCCUCGUUCUCCUGGUAUAGCGGCGGCUGGUCGCUCCCCUUUCGCUCCGGCUGCAAUCUCAUCUCGAUCCGACUCUGAUCGACUCCAACCUCACCUUCCCCACAUAAAUCCAUCCACACACCCAAGGCGGAGAGGAGAGCCAACCGAUCUGGGAUCGAUCCACACACCGGAGAGGAAGAGCUUGAUGGCACUCGAUCUGCAAUCCAUGGACAGCGGCCUGGCUGCUCUUGCUGCUUCUUACCUCGGCGGGGAGGAAGCCGUCAAGAAGCCUGACAGCAGUCCAUCCGCAGGAGAGGGAAAGGUAUUGAUUUUCCGCAGGCGCCCAAUCACACAGGAUUCCCCGUCCUUGAAUCCCCCUGCUUAUGGCUACCCCGACGGCGGUGGCGACCAGCCAAGCUUCGUCUUGAUCGAGCCAUACGCCUUCUUUGCCGACCGCCGCAACGCCACCACCGCCGACUGCGGCUUGGAGGGUCUCCGUCUCCGGGGUAACAUCGAGGUCACCUUCUGCACCGCCCAACCACCGCAGGUCUCCUGCCUAUGCUUCCACGUCACCGCCUACGACCACAACGUGUUCGCCACCCGGCCUAGCAUAGUCGCCACAGAGACUGACGGUGGGCUCGUCCUCCUAUGCGUCGUAGUCGGUGAUUGCCCAUCCGAUGCCUUGUAUCGCCGCAAUCGACACUACUUCGUCUACGACGCCAGUGUUCCCGAGCUCAAGCACAUCAAGCAGCCCGGCAACGACCACCCAGUCAACGAGCAGUCAUUUGCCAUUGUGCGCAAACCUGAGGGCAGCUACAUCCUGGCCGCACAAGCUAAUGGGUUCAGAUAUGGCAAUCAUUCUCACCUCUGCCUCUAUGACCAUGAUACCAACUCCUGGAGCAAGCUGCCAGUGAAUGUCGAUUCAGUCCCCGACGCCGACGAGUUCAUCACAUACAAGGCAAUCACAAUCGGAGGUGAUGAAGGAACAGUGGCCUGGGUUGAUCUCUCGCAUAUGAUCAUCUUCUGCAACGUGCUGGACAAACACCCCAAGCCUCAUUUCUUAAGACUGCCUAGCAAUGCAACUCGAUCGCCCGCUGUUCGGGACGUUUCAGUCCUUAAUGGCUUCAUCAAGAUGGUCGAGCUGGAGCACCGUGCUAUUGGUUGGAAGGCCACAAUAUGGAGCAUCAAGACUGGCAUCUUAUCCAAAGCGCAUUGGAGUGUCGAUUGCCAGUUCGAUUCCUCUGCUAUACCUGAACCACCGCUGCCUAAGCUGAAGGUCCGUGAAGGUGUCACAGCUCAGCCUACCUUGUCGACUCUCCAUAUUGGCCUGCCCAAGCUGAGCCUGCAAGAUGAUUGCAUUCUUUACUUACUAGCUAAGAUUAACUACCGCGACAGGCAGCACACAUCAUGGGUGCUUGCUGUUGACAUGAAGAACAACACUGUCCAGAGAGUGGCUGAGUUUAGCCCCAAGAGGGCUAUUGGUUUAGCCAGGGGCUACGAUUCAAGUACGAUCUCCAAAUAUCUCAAAGUUGGUCCAGGGAAAGGCGUGCAAGAAGCUGAGCAGUGACCGGAGAUGACGCCAUGGUGAUUAACAAGUGGAAGGAGUUUGCAUGUGAGCUGAACUGGAGUAUAUGACCUGAAAAUAAUGCAUGUGCGUUGAUGGAGGGUGUCUCAGGACUAUCCUUCGUUUGUCUGUUUCUAGACCUUUUUUAUUAAUAUGUAUCCAUCUCGUCUAUAUUGCCUCAACACCGACUCUUGUCGCUUUAUUUAUUAUGUGAUCUGCAACAAGAUAAUAUGAACUAUAUUAUAUCAGUUGUACUACCCUUUGUUUUGACU
Messenger RNA from Triticum dicoccoides, 1852 nucleotides. RefSeq lists its product as uncharacterized. NCBI's taxonomy places the organism in Eukaryota, Viridiplantae, Streptophyta, Magnoliopsida, Poales, Poaceae. The transcript is spliced from 2 exons. The record is from RefSeq and is a predicted model, not a curated record. The coding region runs from base 222 to 1583 and encodes 453 amino acids.